Molecule: messenger RNA, 2444 nt
Organism: Phycodurus eques (leafy seadragon)
Lineage: Eukaryota; Metazoa; Chordata; Actinopteri; Syngnathiformes; Syngnathidae
Gene: ankk1
Product: ankyrin repeat and kinase domain containing 1
Exons: 9
Coding region: 131-2401 (756 amino acids)
Biological process (GO): protein phosphorylation; regulation of cell cycle process
Cellular component (GO): cytoplasm
Molecular function (GO): protein binding; ATP binding; protein kinase activity
Source: RefSeq, a predicted model, not a curated record
CAGUUGAUUGUGCAUUGAUGUUUUGCACCUUGCACCCGUGACGCCGAUCGAUGGGACUAUGAGGAGGAACCCUGUUGAUGGUCGGGAUUAGAGAGCUAGUUGGGUUUGUGUGAAGUGGAGGACAGCACUCAUGGAUUAUCUGGAUUAUCUGGACGCGUCUCCUGGACAGCGCAGGAACUUCAAGAAGAACGACUUUGAGACAGACUGGACUAAAUUGGCGGAAGGCAAAUUUGGCCAAGUGUACCAAGUCAAGAUGAAGCUGUGGCGGGAAACGUGUGCCCUGAAAGUCUUUGACACAACCGUGGGUAACGACAACCUUUACAGGAACCUAAUGGAGGUGGCGUCCAACAUAGCCAAAGUGAAAUUCAAGUACUUAGUGUCUGUAUAUGGACUGUGCGAUGACGUGCCUGCCAUUGUAAUGGAGUUCAUGAGUAAUGGAUCGCUGAGCAAUCUCCUAAAUAGUCACAGUCUGAUGUGGCCCAAAAAGUUCCAGAUGAUUCAUGAGGCCUCCAUGGGCAUGAAUUUUCUCCACAGCCUGCGACCCCCGCUCCUCCAUCUUAACCUGAAGCCAUCCAACAUCCUACUGGAUGACCAUCUUCAUGUCAAGAUUUCAGACUUUGGUCUGAUCCACUGGGAAGAGGGGAUAAAGAAGAAGUUGUUCAUGGAGCAUCUGACAGCAAGAGGGAACAUAAACUACAUUCCUCCUGAGAUCUUCUCUCAGUACUGUGAUCCUCCUGGACUUUCCUUCGAUGUUUAUAGUUUUGGAAUUGUAAUCUGGGAGAUUCUGACUCAACGGAAACCUUACACAGGGUGCAGCAUGACCACCGUGCUCUUAAAUGUGUCACAUGGCAGGAGACCCUGCGUGGCGCUCAUCAAUGAGCAGAGGCCACGUGAGUGCGAUCAGAUGAUCAGCAUCAUGAAGCAGUGCUGGGAUCAGGAGCAAAAUAAGAGGCCACCCUUCUCAGAAACUGUGAGGAAAACGGAGGCCCUAAGUGAAGUCUUGAAGAUCCCAGGACCAAUCGAUUGUCACAACAGCAGCGCAAACCAAUACAGUUUGGAAUCUCGAAGUCCAUUUUUUCCCACCUAUGAAAUUUCUUCUCCUCAGUUGCCUAACCUUCCUGCAGACGAACAAUGCAGCAAGGACAGCGUGCUCUCUCUCCUCCUGAAGAAGGACUUCGGUAGUUUCCGAUCGUCGGUGAAACGGGAGCACAUCAGCACACAGUUUAACGGUAAAAAGAGUCUCCUGCACUACACGGUGGCCAGCGGGGAUGCAAAGAGCGUGGAACACGUCCUGACUCUGGGCGCUGAAGUCAACUGUGUGAUGGCUAAAGGGUACACGCCAUUGAUUGUGGCUGUCCUCAACAGGCUUCACAAUAUCAUGGUUUUGCUGCUGGAGCAUGGCGCUAAUCCCACGCAGGGAGACGAGGACCACUGGACGGCCAUUCAUUUUGCGGCGCAGAACGGUGAUGACAGGGCCGUACGACUCCUGUUGGACAACGGAGCCCUCGCGGAUCCCCGUGAAAAGUUGGGCUGGAUGCCCCUGCACCUGGCCUGCCAGAACGGCCACGAAACGGUCGUCCGCCUGCUGCUAACUCGGCUGUCCAUCAAGGUGAUAGGGGAGGGGGAGGAGGUGCAGAAGAGGACGCCGCUUCACCUGGCUGCUGUUUACGGACACACCGAUAUUACCAAAUUGCUCCUCUCUCAGGGAGCCGAUCUCAACGCUACUGACGGCUCCCUGUCCACUCCUCUUCACUUGUCAGCCGAGGCAGGGCAUAACAGAAUUGUACGACAGUUGGUGAAGAGCGGGGCUGUGGUCGAUGGUGCAGACAAAAGAGGACACACUCCGCUUCACCUCGCGGCUCUUAAUGGCCACAAAGGCAUAUGCAGGCAGCUGCUGUCGAAUGGGGCCAACCCGGACGCGAGGACCCACCAGGGCUGGACUGCCAUGCACUUGGCUGCCAUAAAGCGACACAAAACCACCAUGGAGGAACUAAAAAGUCUGGGUGCUAGCGUCAAUGCUCCUGGAGAGAGCAAUUGGACUCCGCUGCAUCUUGCCUGCCACCAGAGCGAGGCCGAAAUGGUGGCCAAGCUCCUGGCCGCCCAAGCCAACCCGAACGUGAUCGAGGACAGCGAACGGUGGACGCCGUUACACGUCGCCUGUGCCAGCCUCAGCUUCCCAAGUGUCCUGCACUUGAUUUCUCAUCACGCAGAUGUGAACGCUGCGAGCGCAGAAAAAGCGACACCUUUACACCUUGCUGCCCAGCAUGGCAACAUACCCAUUGUUAAGGCACUACUGCUCAAUGGUGCAGACAGAACUCUGCAAGACUCUUCUGGAUCGACACCUGUUGACGUGGCAAAGAGACAGGGAAAAUGUGAAAUAGUCCAAUUACUCGAGAAAUGAUAUCCAUUUUUAUUUCAUUUUUUUUUUUUUUCCUGUUCUGUUC